This is a messenger RNA of Bactrocera dorsalis (oriental fruit fly), 1878 nucleotides long. RefSeq lists its product as uncharacterized. The record is from RefSeq and is a predicted model, not a curated record. The transcript has a single exon. NCBI's taxonomy places the organism in Eukaryota, Metazoa, Arthropoda, Insecta, Diptera, Tephritidae.
UACCAGCAGCAAAGGCUUAAGUGAUUUGCCGUGAAAAUCGAGAGGACCAGAACAGCGAUGCCUUUAGAGGUAAAAACAAUAUUGCGUACACCCUUCUACGAUGACGUGCCACGUGCCUACGUACGCAACGGUGAAAAUAUCAGCGAUUCUACGCUCUUUGGACCGUACGCGCAGACCAUUUGGAAUUUUGCCAAUCGGCAUCAAAUGUUUUUGGAAAUCAAUCGCGAUUUAAGUGAAAACUACUCGGAGACCUACGAACGCAUACAUAACGGCGAGUAUAACCUGGCGAUGAAUGGCGCAACGCUGGUCAAUCAUGUGAAGCUUAAUGUACAAUUUAGUUAUCCACUUUAUUGGGUGAAGAACUGUAUAAUGGUGCCGCUGGAGGAUGAGUUGCCCAAGUAUUGGUAUAUCGUAUGGCCUUUCGGACGCUACAUCUAUUCGUGUCUACUUUUUGGCAUCUUCUACAUAGCUAUACUUAUGCGUUACAUCGAAUAUCCGACCAAUGCCACGAAGCCCACGCGUUCAAUCACACGUAAUAUACUGCACAGCAGCGCAAUCAUAAUGUUUAGCUCGAAUAUGAAUGUACAGCUGAAGAAUGCACACAUACGCGUACUCUUCUUCUACAUGUUACUUUUCGUAUUCGGCUUUAUAUUGGCCGCCUAUCAUGCGCCCUACUUGACCGCCUAUAAUAUGAAGCCCGUCUUUGUGCCGCCCAUUAACACGGUCGACGAUCUACUGAACGCUAAUAUUAAUGUGCUAAUCACAUUGAGUGACUUUGCGGAGAUUAAGCAUAAUAGUGUUGAGCACAUACUCGCGCUGUCGCGUCUACUGCGUGAGCUGCCAUGACAGGAGUUUCAGGAUGUCUUAGACAAAUUGAAUCGCAAUUACGCUUAUGUGGUAACAGAGGAUCAAUGGAAUUUUCUAAAUCGCCAACAACGCAUACUCAUACAGCCAUAUUUUCAUCUCUCAAAGAUCUGUUUCGGCACUGUCUUCAAGGCUAUACCAAUGCAACGCGAUGCCGUUUGGUUUGAGACGCUCAAUUUAUUCAUUUUAAUUGUACGCGAAUCGGGUCUUUGGGGUCAAUGGGAGGAGCGCGCAUUCAAUGAAGCUGUACGUGCUAAAUAUGCACAAAUAUUUACCGACACCUAUCCGGUAGAAUCUUUAAAUUUGCGUUUCUUUACAAUUGCGUGGAUCGUCUUGGCUUCAGGGCUGCUCUUAAGCUCAUUGGUAUUCGCCAUCGAAUAUUACAUCUAUAAACAUUACAGCGUCAAACCGGUGGAAUACCAACGCUUCGUGUAUUAGCGGCGCGGAUUAUGAUUCCUUAUAUUAUUAUAUUUUCUAAAAUUAAAAUCAACUUAGAUUUGAUAACACUAACUAUGCGACACUAAAUUAUGAAAGCUACUAUAUUCACCAAUGACAUAAACAAAAACUAAUAUUACUUUAUUUGCAAUGUACCGAGCAAAGUUACGGUUAUGGAAAGAGAAGAGAAAGAAAGGAAAAAGCUCAUUAACGCAUUUUUUGUUAGUGUUGCUAUUUCUAACCAUUACUUUCACUAUGUGCUGAACCUUAGUAUACCAAUUGUAUAAGUAUACUAUACUCAAAUUCCUAUAUGUAUGUACUUGUAACAGAGAGUCUGUUACCAACAGCGAGCCAAUGAGGGCAAUGCACUGCUCAUUGUUAUUGUUGUGCAGAGUCUCUUACCAACAGCAGGCCAAUAAGCGCACAGCAUUGCUCUUUGCUCUCACCUCGCACCAUCAUAGAGCCAAUGAGCACACAGCAUUGCUCUUCAUGCAACACAAGAAAAAAAUAACAGUAUACUUCAUUCACAUUCAUCAACGAAGAAGGAUUACAAGAAAAUAAUAACUUGAAAAGAAAACA